AUGGGCUUCGACCGUGGUGGCAGAGGCGGCCCCAGAGGCGGCGGCAGAGGAGGCAGUUUCCGCGGUGGUGAUCGUGGUGGUCGCGGCGGAGCGAGAGGCGGCCGUGGUGGUGGCCCUGGCGGUCGUGGUGGCCCUGCUGGCCGUGGACGCGGCGGUCCUGGGGGUCGCGGUCGGGGAGCUCCUCGUGGCGGCCGUGGUGGCAAGCCCGGCGGCGCAAAGGGCGGCAAGAAAGUUAUCGUCGAGCCCCAUCGUCAUAAGGGCGUGUUCGUCGCGCGUGGUGGAAAGGAAGAUUUGCUGGCUACCGCUAACCUGGUUCCUGGUGAAUCCGUCUACGGCGAGAAGAGGAUCUCGGUCGAGAACGCUGCCAAGAGUGAGGAUGCUGUUGCCACAAAGACCGAGUACCGCAUUUGGAAUCCUUUCCGGAGUAAGCUUGCCGCCGGUAUCCUUGGUGGUUUGGAGACGAUAUACAUGAAGCCCGGUUCCAAGGUGCUGUACCUCGGUGCUGCCUCGGGUACCUCAGUGUCGCACGUUGCCGAUAUUGUCGGGCCAACUGGCGCUGUCUACGCUGUCGAGUUCUCGCAUCGUUCCGGCAGGGAUCUCAUCAACAUGGCGACACGCCGCACCAAUGUUAUCCCGAUUGUCGAAGACGCCCGCAAACCGAUGGCUUACCGGAUGCUGCUCCCGAUGGUUGAUGUCAUCUUCGCCGAUGUUGCCCAGCCCGAUCAAGCCAGAAUUGUUGGUAUCAACGCGAGGCUGUUCUUGAAGCAGGGUGGAGGCCUUCUCAUCUCUAUCAAGGCUAGUUGCAUUGACAGCACUGCACCCCCUGAGCAGGUAUUUGCCAGCGAAGUCCAGAAACUCCGCGAAGACAAGUUCUUCCCGAAGGAGCAGCUUACUCUCGAGCCGUACGAGCGUGACCACGCAAUGGUGUCUUGCGUCUACCUGCAGAAGGAGUUCGAGGCUAAUUGA
Parathielavia appendiculata is the source of this 966-nucleotide messenger RNA. RefSeq names its product Fibrillarin. Lineage: Eukaryota; Fungi; Ascomycota; Sordariomycetes; Sordariales; Chaetomiaceae. Gene Ontology annotation, molecular function: RNA binding; rRNA methyltransferase activity; histone H2AQ104 methyltransferase activity. Gene Ontology annotation, cellular component: box C/D methylation guide snoRNP complex; small-subunit processome; nucleolus. The transcript is spliced from 10 exons. Bases 1 to 966 code for a protein of 321 amino acids. Gene Ontology annotation, biological process: box C/D sno(s)RNA 3'-end processing; rRNA methylation. The record is from RefSeq and is a predicted model, not a curated record.